CGAGGGUGCGUGUGCAUGGUUUGGGGAACAAAAAUCGACAUCGUCUGAAACGGACGUGACUUUUCCCGCGGGGGCGGGUGCACUCCCAGCACCUGAGGCAUGCAGCCUACCCCGACCAGCCUUUUCCACGACGGUGCAGGGGCUGAAGCGUCCCCCGCGGAAGCUGCACCCCUUGCCCGGUCGGGGAAAAGGCUCGCCAGGGCGGGUUGGGGACCGACGCGGAUCCCCAGCCUGUUCCCGCAUUGGUUCCCGAAUUGGACGAGUGGGUCGGAACUAAAUGAAACGCGGGAGGCUCUUUUAACGCCUUCCUCCGACUACGAUGAUGAGGAGUUCCUGCGAUAUCUCUGGAAGGAGUAUUUGCAUCCCAAGGAAUAUGAAUGGGCGCUGAUCGCCGGCUACAUCGUCGUAUUCAUUGUGGCUCUCGUUGGGAACGUCUUGGUUUGCCUUGCAGUGUGGAAGAACCAUCACAUGCGCACCGUUACCAACUACUUCAUAGUGAAUCUCUCUCUGGCUGACAUCCUGGUCACAAUUACUUGUCUUCCAGCAACCUUAGUUGUGGACAUCACAGAAACGUGGUUCUUUGGGCAGACCCUCUGCAAAGUGAUUCCCUACUUACAGACAGUUUCAGUGUCUGUGUCUGUCCUAACACUCAGCUGCAUUGCUUUGGAUCGAUGGUAUGCAAUUUGUCACCCUUUGAUGUUUAAAAGCACAGCCAAGCGAGCAAGGAACAGCAUUAUAAUUAUCUGGAUUGUGUCCUGCAUCAUAAUGAUUCCUCAGGCUAUUGUUAUGGAGUGCAGCAGUGUUUUCCCAGGAUUAGCCAAUAAAACCACCUUGUUCACAGUGUGUGAUGAGCAAUGGGGAGCUGAGGUGUACCCCAAAAUGUAUCACACAUGCUUUUUUCUGGUGACAUACAUGGCACCACUGUGUCUUAUGGUGUUGGCCUAUUUGCAAAUAUUCCGGAAGCUGUGGUGUCGCCAGAUCCCAGGAACUUCUUCUGUUGUUCAGAAGAAAUGGAAACCGCAGCAGCCUUCAGCACAGCCCCGAGGGCUGGGACAAUCAACAAAGUCAAAGAUUAGUGCUGUGGCAGCUGAAAUAAAACAGAUUCGUGCAAGAAGGAAAACAGCACGUAUGCUAAUGGUCGUCCUUCUGGUUUUUGCACUUUGCUACCUACCAAUUAGCAUCCUUAAUGUCUUGAAAAGGGUAUUGGGGAUGUUUAAUCAUGCUGAUGACAGAGAAACUGUAUAUGCCUGGUUCACAUUCUCACACUGGCUUGUAUACGCAAACAGUGCUGCCAAUCCUAUUAUUUAUAACUUCCUCAGUGGGAAAUUUAGAGAAGAAUUUAAAGCAGCAUUUUCCUGUUGCAUCUUUGGCAUUCGCAGCCACCAUGACGAACGGUUCAACAGAGGUCGUGCCAGUACAGAGAGUCGGAAAUCCUUGACCACCCAGAUCAGCAAUUUUGAUAACGUUUCAAAACUUUCAGAACACGUUGUAUUGACCAACAUAAACACAAUUCCAUCAAAUGAUAUCCCAGCUAUGCUCAGCCCAUUGAAGUCAGCAGAGCUGCAUCUCCACAUACCUGGGAUGAACGUGACUUCAAACAUAGAUGAAGCCAUGAGGGUUUCUGCAGAAGACGCUGUCAAAGCAGAGAAUGCAGAGUGGGAUAAAUUUGUCCCUAGCAUAACUAAACUCACUUCGAUGGAGUUACAGCAAGGAUGACUUUGGCUCGAUACCCUACAACUGCCACAGAGUGUCACAUGCUUUUAGCUGUGGUACAGACUACAACUGGACAAAGGGGUUCCUUCAAAAUAACUGCCUAUCCUCUUUUUUCUCAGUCUUACAGAAACCUACUUACCUCAGUAUGAGCUAAAGAACAUGUCUUUACAAUUCUUUUUAAGGAUUGGAUUGUAUCAUACUUUGUAAAUAUUGUAGAUAUUUAUUUUUAUAUAUUUUAGAUGCUGUGAAAUGUUCUAAAAUGUAUCAUAUAAAGAAAUCUAAGUAUUUGAAAGAAAGCUCAAACACCAUUUAUUUAUAUCCUCUUUCUAUAAAUGAUUGAUUCAUGUACAAAGAAUGCUUACUUAUGCACUAGUGAUAUUCUGGCAUUACUUUGCACUUCUUUUUCUGCAAAUCCACUUGUAGUAAGUUCUAUGUUUCUUAUGGAACUUUCACUUCAGCUUUGGGGAGAGUCUACAUUACUUUUCUAAGUAUAGAUCGCUUCUAAGAUGUGAAUCCAAAGUGCUGAAAGUCACAUAUUUUCAUAAGAUUACACUUAAACAGCCUUUUAUUUUUUUCAGAUUUGAGUGCCUAAAAAGUAACCAUUUAAAUGAAACUUAUGUGAUGCUCAAAGGUGCUAUAGGCUCAAAUUUUCUGCUCAGGCCAAUAGGAAUAACAAGUGUCAGCACCUCGGAAGGACUGGAUAUUUUAACUUUGGUAGCUCAUUUUAGUCCGUGAUGUGUACGUGUUGCUCCAGAAGAUCUCUGAAAAUCUUUAACGUAGGGAACAUUAAUUGUCUUUCAUUUUCAUGACUUCCCUCUCAACUGCCAUUUAUAAGUAAAAGAUACAAUCAAUUAUAGAUCUAUACAGCUAUUUAUGGCAUAAUCUCUCUGGCCUGGAGCUUCCUACUAUGUAUUGUAUUUUUCUCCUUAAAGGAUGAACAUGGUGCAUCAGUGGAGACUUAGUCUUCUAGAAGAAUGUGGUCUAUUGGUUAGAAAAAGGCUAAUUAUGAGAACCUGAGAUACAAUUUCCCUGUGGCACUAUUCUUGCAUUUCAGUCCAGAUUUUUCAAAAGAAUAGGUAAGAUGAGAGGUGAGAGGGAGGACUUUUCUAUUAAAAAUUAUUUGGCAUAGGAAGAAGACAGUCUCAUGUAUUCAAAUGUUUCUAUAAAACCAAUUAUUAAUUGACCAGAUGUUAUUUGAUUACCUUUUGUAAAUAUUUUUCUAGGUUUUUCUUUGACCUAAUGUCAUGCAAUGGAUUAUCUAUCAUAGCAACUAUAGUUUUAUGAAGUGCUCAAUCACUUUAUGCUUUAGCCUUCCCCAACAGCUGUUUUACUUGACAUUGUUGCAAUUCCUCCUAGUUCUCAUUGCUGUUAAGUGAGAGAAAGGGAUUUGCAUUCAUUUGGAUAUUAAAGUUUUCUAUUUAAAGCGGAAAAGGAGAAUACUCUUUUUUAAUUAAAAAAAAGUAAAGAAAAAUAUCUAAAUGGACAGAAUGUUUAAAUAUCAAAUAAAAUAAUAGGAUUUUCAAUAUUCGUGUG
Zonotrichia albicollis (white-throated sparrow) is the source of this 3246-nucleotide messenger RNA. The record is from RefSeq and is a predicted model, not a curated record. NCBI's taxonomy places the organism in Eukaryota, Metazoa, Chordata, Aves, Passeriformes, Passerellidae.